Mercenaria mercenaria is the source of this 1013-nucleotide messenger RNA. RefSeq names its product coiled-coil domain-containing protein 137-like. The transcript has 6 exons. The record is from RefSeq and is a predicted model, not a curated record. Bases 116 to 757 code for a protein of 213 amino acids. Lineage: Eukaryota; Metazoa; Mollusca; Bivalvia; Venerida; Veneridae.
CAAAAACUGAAGGACAAUUUUAAAGAGCAAGUCUGACAUACAAAAACCUGACAAGAAAUGGAAGAAGAAAAAUAAAAAAGGAAAGUUUAAAAAGGCAGCAGAAAGCACAUUUAAGAUGGAGAGAGGAGUAUCUAAACCAAUGGCACCUAUACCAAAAUUUGUCCAAGGCAAACGUGAAAAAGACAAAGAUUUUAUACGACGUAUAGAACUUGAAACACAUAGGGUUAUCAUGAAAACACAGAUGGAAGAGAAGUAUCAGAUGGAGAUUCCAGAUGGCAGUAGUAACAUAGCAAGUUCUCAAGGCAAAAAGAAGCCAAGUGAAAGAAAGAGAGAGAAAGAUAAAGAAAGGAAAAAGAAAAAAGUGCAAGCCAUGAAAGAAAAGAAACAAGAAAAAGCCGGAGACUUUUCUGCGUUCAAAGAUGAUGUUGCUUUUGGUGAGGUUGCCAUGGCUCCCCCAUCUAUAACAGCCAAACCCAGAAAAGCAAAUAUGGACAGUGACAAACCAAGGCCAGGAAAACGUUCACUUCUUCUGAAAGAAAUGAUGGAUGCAGGAGGCAAAUCUAAGGCCCUGUCAACUGAACAAUCAGAUGCUAUAGUUAGGAUCAGACCUAAAUCUCAGGCACAGCGUCAGGCGGGACAGACAGUAAAACGGAAAUAUUUAUCGCCAGUGCAGAAACAGAUAACAGACUUUCAGAGACAAAAAGCAAUAGAUUUAUACAGAGAAAUGAAAGACCAAAAAUUGAAAGCGCCUAGAUGAAACAUAAGAUGUUAAUAUUUGAUCAUGUUUAUAAAAUACAGCUCUGUUUGUCAAAAAACAGAAGUCAGUAUUUUUGUUUUGAUUGAUCUUAUAGGCUGUCUUGGUGAAAGAAAAUCUUAAAAAAUUCAGUGCCCUUUUUUGUCUUUAAGGCAUUAAGUGCUCUUACAUGACAGAAAGAGAAGCUUUACAUAUAAGUUCAGCUAUUUAAACUAGCUGCUGUUGCAAGUGUUGGUAAAAUAAUAAAGUUUUAAAUUAC